Drosophila erecta is the source of this 832-nucleotide messenger RNA. It is a transcript of the gene Ccdc56, whose product is annotated as cytochrome c oxidase assembly factor 3, mitochondrial. Gene Ontology annotation, cellular component: mitochondrial inner membrane. Bases 90 to 353 code for a protein of 87 amino acids. The transcript has 2 exons. The record is from RefSeq and is a predicted model, not a curated record. Gene Ontology annotation, biological process: mitochondrial respiratory chain complex IV assembly. NCBI's taxonomy places the organism in Eukaryota, Metazoa, Arthropoda, Insecta, Diptera, Drosophilidae.
UGUGGCCACACUAUUGCUAUGGGACAGAUUUCAUAAUUCUCAAUUCGGCGAGGAAAGCACAGAAAAAAUCCCGUUUAGCAGAGUUUAUAAUGUCGGCGUCGGAGCAGGGACCUAAGAUCAAGUACGGGGAAAGCGCUCCGAAGUUGGACAAGGCGCAAUUGCAGUUCAUGAAGCUGAUCGAGGAGCAGAACCUGGACCGCGUGCAAAAGCUGAAGCGCAUCCGCCGCAACAAUCUUCUGACCGCCGGCGCUUUGGGUGUCUCCGUUUUGGCCAUCUACGGCUACUCCAUCUUGUCGGUGCAGCAGGAGAAGUUCUUGGACGACUUUGAGGAGCCCAAGAAGGUGUCCUCCUAGCUUCUGUCCGCGUUAGUUAUCCCUAGUUCGUAAGCGUUUUCUUCAUUUUACAACAGUUUUACACUUUCUGAAGUCGUUGCACAACAGGAUGGCCCAAGCUAGUGCCCGUGUGCUCCAGAGCGGCAUGCGCCUGCCUCCAAUGCCCACAAUUCGGGAGCUGGUAAAGCUCUACAGACUACAGGCCAGAAAACAGCUAAGCCAGAACUUUCUCAUGGACGAGCGGCUAACGGACAAGAUAGUUAAGUCGGCGGGACGCAUCGAUUCAAGAGAUUUAGUUCUAGAGGUGGGUCCCGGGCCGGGCGGUAUCACACGCUCUAUUCUGCGGCGUCACCCACAGCGACUGCUGCUUGUGGAGAAGGACCCGCGCUUCGGCGAAACACUGCAGUUGCUCAAGGAGUGCGCCAGUCCACUAAACAUCCAGUUCGAUAUCCACUAUGAUGACAUCCUGCGCUUCAACAUGGAGCAGCACAUUCCGGACA